Molecule: messenger RNA, 1894 nt
Organism: Solea senegalensis (Senegalese sole)
Lineage: Eukaryota; Metazoa; Chordata; Actinopteri; Pleuronectiformes; Soleidae
Exons: 11
Coding region: 78-1472 (464 amino acids)
Source: RefSeq, a predicted model, not a curated record
GAGAGGGGGAGAGAGAGAUGCCCGCUGGACGGAUGGAUUUUAUUUUCCUCGCGCUGAACGAGCCUCUGUGAGAAAACAUGGGCUGCAUCGGAUCCAGAACCAUCACUGUGGAUGCAGUUCCAGUGAGGAAAGAUGGAGAUCAGCAUGGCCGUGCAGAGUUUUCCUGGGAAGGAAUCAAUUUGUCCAUGGAGGACACCACUUCCAUCCUGCCUCGUCUCAAGAGGAAGACAAACAACAGCUAUGGGAUCGGUGCUCUGGCUAAGUCGUCACUGACAGGUGUGUCAGGUGUGACUCGCUCCAUGAAGGACAAAGUGACCAAGCCCACAGCCAUGGCCCAGGGCCGCGUCGCUCACAUGAUCGAGUGGCAGAGCUGGGGCAAACCAUCUGCGGGGCCGCAGGGGGGGGCGGGGCAUAACAACCUGCAGCGGGAGAAGGAGCGGAGGCUGGAGAACGACGCGUACAGCGACCUGAGCGACGGCGAGAAGGAGGCUCGCUUUGCUGCAGGCAUCAUGCAGCAGUUUGCCAUCUCUGAAGCGACUCUGUUUGGCUGGAACUCGAUGGAUGGUGAGAGUAUGGGAGCCAACUCUAACCAGGGCAGCGUGGCUCACCUGAGCGAGGUCAACCAGGAGAGCAUCACCAGCAGAGACCAGGUUCUCCAUCACUCCUCCGCAGACGUCUGGCCUCACACAUACGUGUCACAGGGACUGUACUGUCUGUCGUCCUCGGACGCGUGGGACCCCAUCACGAGUCAGCCGUCGGGCGUGGCUUCACCGGCCGCUGGCUCCUACAUCAUGGCUGCUGGUGGCAGCAACGGCGUGGGUGGAACACCGGGCGAGGCCUAUGAGGGCACGGUGGGCGGUUUCAUUCAGCAGCAUCAGGCUCAACUCACGCUGCAGCAGCAGAGUCAACUCCAGCAGCUCCAGCAGCUUCACCACUACCAGCAGCAGAUCCUGCAGUACCAACAACAACAGUCCAUGGAGCACAGGCUACACAGCGCCUCCCACUCCCUGCAAGCCACUCCCAACAGCACCAUCCACAGCCUCUGCCCCCCCACCCACCCCCGCCUGGCCGACCUGUGGGGGGCGGCGCAGAUCGAGGCACACCAGGUGGACAUCGCAGGACAGCUGAGUGGACAGAUGGCGGACAUGCUCGGAGGAAUGGUGGAGACGGUCGGGGAGGAGCCUGAGACAGAGUCAGAGGACUUUCCUGAGCAGCGCGAAGACGAGGAGGAGCUGACCAAGGUAGAAGACGUCACACUAACCUUAGAGCCAGAGCCAUGCUCUUUGACCCCGUCCCCGCUGAGAGAGGACGCCCUGGCGACCAGAGGGUCCAGCCCGGGACAGAGCGCCGAGUCCGUGGCAGAGAGGACGUCGUUUGACGUGACGUCCUCGUCCUGCGUCGUCCGAUCGCUAGAGGAGAAGGACGAGGAGGUGGAGGACGGCUCGGCUGUCGUCGUCGUCGUCACCAACUGAAAACAAACGGAUAAACACCACAAUAAUCAUUCAUGCUAUUAUCCCAAACCCCGCCCCCCGCUACUUACCCCACUCUGAGUGAGACCAGGAGUUCUUCAGAGGGAGACCUGGGAAGUCAGGAAGUCUCAAAACUCUAAUGUGGAAUAAAACGUUUGUGACGAUGAACUGAAGACAUCACAGACUUCAGAGACUUCAGAGACAUCACAGACUUCAGAGACAUGCUGAGUGAGGACAAGGAGGAUUAAAAGAGUUUGGACCAAAAACCAGGACCUAGCUGUGUGAAUCAUGAAAAAAAGAAGGUAGGACAAGAAAGGACCUCGUUAUUAAAGGGUUAGUUCAGUGUUUUUAUACAUGUACCGACACUCAUGCAAACAUGGCUGCCUGAUCUUAAGAACACGAUCACGUCUUUAUCUCACUGUUAC